This is a messenger RNA of Mollisia scopiformis, 1370 nucleotides long. RefSeq lists its product as uncharacterized. The record is from RefSeq and is a predicted model, not a curated record. Lineage: Eukaryota; Fungi; Ascomycota; Leotiomycetes; Helotiales; Mollisiaceae. Bases 423 to 908 code for a protein of 161 amino acids. The transcript is spliced from 2 exons.
CGAAAGGUUUGCAACUUCUUUCACAUAAACUUUAAGUUGUUUCAUUGACCCAGAACGUGUCGUUGAUCUACCUAGGUACAACAUGGUGCAAACUCGUGCCGAAGACCAACCUCUUCUGGGCAAUGCAAGUUUACAAUCCCUCGAAAAUAGACUUGCAAAAACUCAAUGGAAUUAAUAUGUCCAUAAAGAUCCCAGUCUGAAUUCGAACCUCUCUGCAUACCACUUAUGUGGCCCAGUAAUAUGAAUUUCACGUGGUUCGCGUCAUCCAAUAACUGCCCGGCUUCUAGUACUGGCGACUGCUGAGCUACCAGAGCCUAGAAACCUGCUUCACCACGUCGCAAUGCUACAACAGCAUCAAGCUUUCGUCCAACGGUCAAUUCUACUACCUGUUCUCGUUUCACGUUGACCUGAAUUCACAAGUAAUGGCAGUACAACAGCGUACCUCGGGCGUCCUUGCACGCAUCCAGAGCCUUCUCAAUGGCAUCAUCAGCCCCGAAACUCGAGAGCGCUAUUGGAACAAGAUAGGCACCUUUGCUCAAGAGCAACCACUUCUACUUACAUUCGGCCUUGCUCAACUCAUCUUCUCUUUCCUGCCUCUAGCACUCUUCGCCUCCUUCGUCCUCGGAACGCUUCUCCUCUCGGUCAUCAGCGCCAUCCUCUUCUCACUAUUCUGGACCGGCGUCGCCCUUCUCUUGCUCGUUCCGACCUUGUUCGUAACCGUCAGUCUUGGAUUCAUAUUCUGGGUGUGGGCAAUUUCUAGCUUCCUCGUCGCGAAAUGGACAUAUGACAUGAUGCCGGUCAGUGUACGAGGAACGACAGAGGUUGGACUGCCGAAUGGAAAGAAAUUUGUCGUUGAUAAGGGUGAGGGCAAGGGUGACUUCAAAGGAGAGAUGAGAGACGGUGCUUGAAGAGGAAAAAGGAUACAAUUCAUAAUGCGUUUUCAUGAUUCUACAAGAGCAACAAGCAGGUGGAAAUAUUAGCUUCCAAGGAUACAUACCAAAAUAUGCAACUACGAUUCGAAAUAUGAAUGGAUAUGUGGUUUUAUGGGAUUUUCUGGGCAGAAUGACAGAGUUACACGAAGCCUUUGCAGCCUCUGUGCGAUACUCUUCCGAUCGAUCCAGUAUGGAUUCAAUAACGAUUAUUACUUACAGCAAUUCGACGAAAGGCACAACAAUUUUUCCCACUUAUGAGACCAGACCAGGAUGCAAGGAAGGCUCAGCCUUACAGACAUCAGCCUUGUAGCAAGGUUACGGCCUCGUUUGCCACCCGAACAAAGCACCCACCGAAUCUAUCAAGCAAGAGUUCAACAAUUACUCAGUAUAUUCCUUGGCAUGUCAAUCAAUUUCUAAAAGCUUCAAUACCCUUGUAAG